Messenger RNA from Mytilus californianus (California mussel), 1095 nucleotides. RefSeq names its product tubulin polymerization-promoting protein family member 3-like. The coding region runs from base 267 to 809 and encodes 180 amino acids. The record is from RefSeq and is a predicted model, not a curated record. Gene Ontology annotation, cellular component: microtubule. NCBI's taxonomy places the organism in Eukaryota, Metazoa, Mollusca, Bivalvia, Mytilida, Mytilidae. Gene Ontology annotation, biological process: microtubule polymerization; microtubule bundle formation; positive regulation of protein polymerization. Gene Ontology annotation, molecular function: tubulin binding. The transcript has 4 exons.
UAGUCAAUUUGAAAUCUUCACCUUUCACGAAAAUAUCUGUAAUUGUUUGUAUAAGUUUUCUAAAAUAAAAAAUUGACCAAAGCAAGUUUACUCAUGCGCUUCUACUAUUAUCAUAAUAUAUAAAUAUAGCGAGAGAGACAGAGAAACAUUGAAACCCAACAUUUUUUUCUGAAGUCAGUGUCACGUGUUGUGUCAAAGUAAACGAAACCAAGAAGUUGUUUAGAAGCUCUCUGGAGUUAUCCAAUACACAGAGAGAAAAAGGCAAAAUGGCAUCUGGUGGCGAGAUUGACGAUGUCUGUGAAGUAUUUAGAAAUUUCAAUAUUCUCAAUUCAAAAGACAAACCCCCAAAUAAAAUGACCAGUAAAGCAUGGGGUAAAAUGGUUCAGGACUGUAUAGGGAAGGACACAACUAUUAGACAGAGAAUGGAUAGCAGUGUGUUUCCAUACGUCCAAGAUAAAACAACAAAAGCACUUGAUCUAACCGAUAAAGCCAAAGUCAAUAAAGUCCUCGAUAAGAUGGCUGAAGUUUAUAAGGAAUGUAAGCCCAAGGAAGAAAAAGACACACCAGUGGCUGAAGUCCGACAAAAACUUGUGAAGAGAAUACUUGAUCAAAAAAAUCCUGAUGUGCAUUCUACGAAAAUUUCUAAGACUGGGAAUGUUAGUGGAUUGACAGAUACAUCAAAAUACACAGGGGCUCACAAGGAGAGGUUCGAUGAAUUUGGCAAAGGAAAGGGUAUCGAUGGAAGAGAGUAUCGAUAUGAAGAAACAGGUUACGUCACAGGAUACAAAGGAGACGGUUCAAAACAAUAAUGACCACACAUACAAUGCAAAUAAUGUACUUUAAUACACUGCAGCAGAGAUAUAUAUAUAUCGUAUGACUAUCUCUUAUUUUUGUCAGGCAACGCGUAAUAUUAUUGACAAAAUAAAUAUUUAAUACGAUUUUCUUUUCGAUUAAAAAAAAAAUAAGUGAAUGGUACGUUUAAACGCCGAAUCUAUUUUAUAAAUACAAAAAACAAUGAAAGACCGAAUAUGGGCGGCCAAUAUUUCAGCCUUAAAAGAUGUUUGUCAAGGGAUGUUGUAAACACACCAGUAGAUG